This is a messenger RNA of Octodon degus (degu), 1426 nucleotides long. RefSeq names its product galactosidase alpha (gene Gla). NCBI's taxonomy places the organism in Eukaryota, Metazoa, Chordata, Mammalia, Rodentia, Octodontidae. Gene Ontology annotation, cellular component: cytoplasm. Bases 127 to 1407 code for a protein of 426 amino acids. The transcript is spliced from 7 exons. Gene Ontology annotation, molecular function: alpha-galactosidase activity. Gene Ontology annotation, biological process: oligosaccharide metabolic process; glycoside catabolic process; glycosylceramide catabolic process. The record is from RefSeq and is a predicted model, not a curated record.
GUAACCGCUCAUUUAACUGACAAAUAACGUCAUUAUUUAAUAUCUUGGAUAUGAUUGGUCCCGAAGGUUAUAGUUAAAAGCCCGAGUUACUGGCAGAAAUCUGUUUUGUAUACAGUCACUCCAGUCAUGAAGCUUAGGAACGGAGAUCAGCGGCCGGAUUGUGUGCCUGUGCUUCUCUUCCUUGCCCUAGUUCUCUGCAGAGUCUUUGGGGCCAGGGCACUGAAUAAUGGCUUAGCGAGGACGCCUACAAUGGGCUGGCUGCAUUGGGAACGUUUUGUGUGCAACCUUAACUGCCGGGAAGAGCCGGAUUCCUGCAUCAGCGAGCAGCUCUUCAUGCAGAUGGCAGAGCUCAUGGUCUCAGACGGCUGGAAAAAUGCAGGCUAUGAGUACCUGUGCAUUGAUGACUGUUGGAUGGCUCCCCAGAGAGAUUCACAGGACAGACUUCAGGCUGACCCUCAACGCUUUCCUGGGGGGAUCCGCCGCCUAGCUAAUUUUGUUCAUAGCAAAGGGCUGAAACUAGGGAUUUAUGCAGAUGUUGGAAAUAAAACCUGUGCUGGCUUUCCUGGAAGUUUUGGAUACUAUGACCUUGAUGCUCAGACUUUUGCUGACUGGGGAGUAGACCUGCUAAAAUUUGACGGUUGUCACUGUGACAGUAUAGAGCAUUUGGAAAAUGGUUAUAAGUACAUGUCCUUGGCCUUGAACAGGACUGGCAGAAGCAUUGUAUACUCCUGUGAGUGGCCUUUAUAUCUGUUGCCCUUUCAUAAGCCAAAUUACACAAAUAUCCGACAGUACUGCAAUCACUGGAGAAAUUUUUAUGAUAUUUCUGAUUCUUGGCAAAGUAUACAGCAUAUCCUGGACUGGACAUCUCUUCAUCAGGAGGAAAUUGUUGAUGUCGCUGGACCAGGGGGUUGGAAUGACCCAGAUAUGUUAGUGAUUGGUAACUUUGGCCUCAGCUGGGAUCAGCAAGUAACUCAGAUGGCCCUCUGGGCUGUCAUGGCAGCUCCUUUACUCAUGUCCAACGACCUCCGACAGAUCAGCCCUGAAGCCAAAGCUCUACUUCAGAACAAAGAUGUGAUUGCCAUCAACCAAGACCCCUUGGGCAAGCAGGGGUACCGCCUUAGAAAGGAAAAGGACAUUGAGGUGUGGGAACGACCUCUCUCAAAUUUAGCUUGGGCUGUAGCUCUGAGAAAUCUGCAGGAAAUUGGUGGACCUCGUUCUUAUAGUAUCGCAGUUGUUUCCCUGGGUCAUGGAGUGGCCUGUAACCCUGGCUGCUUCAUUACUCAGCUCCUUCCCGUGAAAAGGGAGCUGGGCUUCUAUGAGUGGACUUCAGACUUAACAACUCAAGUAAAUCCCACAGGCACUGCUUUGUUUCAGCUAGAUGCAUCGAAAAUGGUUUUAAAAAAUUAAACGUACUUCAAGAUGUGUA